Molecule: messenger RNA, 5851 nt
Organism: Stegostoma tigrinum
Lineage: Eukaryota; Metazoa; Chordata; Chondrichthyes; Orectolobiformes; Stegostomatidae
Gene: helb
Product: helicase (DNA) B
Exons: 13
Coding region: 269-3559 (1096 amino acids)
Source: RefSeq, a predicted model, not a curated record
CUGUAGGCGCGCUGAAUUGGGCUCAGCUGGGCUGAGGUGUAGGCGCGCUGAAUUGGGCUGGGCUGGGCGGAGCUGAGCUGAACUGUAAGCGUGCUGAAUUGGGCUCUGCUGGGCUGAGCUGAGCUGUAGGCGCGCUGAAUUGGGCUGGGCAGGGGUGAGCUGUAGGCGCGCUGAAUUGGGCUGGGCUGGGUUGAGCUGAGCUGAGCUGUAGGCGCGCUGAAUUGGGCUCUGCUGGGCUGAACUGGGCCAGGGUUCCGGAAUCGACGCAAUGUCUAGGCAGCGCGCGGCCUCGGGGAAGCCCUUUGUUGUGAACGGAUACAUUUUGCCUUUAAAGAACAAUGUAGCGAAGGAAGAUUCGGACGACGAGGAGGAAGAAGAUGAUGAACUGCAGUUCCUGGAUUUCGAGGACAUGAUGAGCAUGUCAGACGGUGCAAGUUCCGUCAGAGCCUCUUCUGUGGCGCGGCGGUCUGUUCUAAUCAAAGAUUGUGACACCAAUGAAACUUACAAAGUGCAUGGAAGGUUUCAUUUUACUGGUCCAUGGUGGAAAGUGACAGCAAAGAUCAAGUGCAUCCAGAAAAAAUGGUACUUAAGCUGGUAUCCAACCUACAGUCUGAGGAGUCAUCUGGCAGACCAAAGAAAGGAAAUUUUCAGCCUGUUCUUAACAGCGUGUAACGUUCAUGAGCAACAUAAAAAAAUUUUUAUUGAGUCUUUGACUGAGGAUAGUAACCUUGAAUUUUCAAACCUGUUGAAAACUUUACAAAGGCUUGCAGAUAAGGAUACUACACGAGACCAAAACUUCAUAAAAAGCAUUAUUGCAGCCAUAAAUAAUUCAGUUGAAGGUCAAUAUGUGCAGCAUGCGUUAAUGUUCCAAAACUUGACGGAGAUCCUGCCCAUGCUUCUGCCGCGGCACUUCUUGAGUAUUUUAAUGCCAAAAAGUGAAAAUGGAAGAGAGUCCCGUUCAUACCAUAUUCUGCAGGAGUUGGAACAGAUGAUUGAGACAGCAGUGUGGAAAUUAGGAUUCAGUCAAAUUCUCUCAAAGGAGCUACAGCUGAUUGGUUGUGAGGCAUCCUUGUUGGCCUUUGAGGAAGCUGAUAUCCUGAAGACAAUUCCAGAGUUACAAAGGCAUGCUUUGGUCAUUUAUGAUAAGCUCAAACAAACUUGCUGGAGUAAGGGACACACCUAUGUUAAAGUUAAUGGACUGACUGCAUUACGUCCAUCUGAGUUCAGUGUUCAAAGUGCAUGGGAAUCACUACAAUUUUUAAAGAACUAUGAGAUAAUCAUCGUGGAAAAAGAGCGAGUGUAUCUGAAGUGUUUUUAUAACUAUGAGAAAGACAUUGCAUCUUGUAUAAAGCAACUUAUGGAUAAACCUCCAUGGCAUAUUUCAGUGCCAGAGGCUUUGACAAAAGCCAACACUGCAGAGCAGAUGGAAAGACUACCUGAAGAUACAGGGAUCAAAGAAGUUAACUUGGAUUCUUAUCAGUUGAAAGCUGCUGCCAUGAUGUGUGAAAAUCCUGUUACAGUUCUCAGUGGUAAAGGUGGCUGUGGAAAGACAACACUUGUCAGCUGCAUCUUUAGCACAGUAGUUAAAAAUAUGGAGAGUGCAGAUAAUGAGGAACUAUUGCAAGCAUGUCAAGUUCUUGAGCAGGACAAAUGGGCUUCAGGAAGCUGGGAUAUCCCAUUGGGUGCAACUCCCAGUGGCAACUUUGAGCAAGUCAAUGUCAGAAAAGUAUCUGUGCUGUUCACUGCACCAACUGGAAAGGCAGCAUCUCUUUUAAAGAAAAAAACUGGGUUUAAUGCGUAUACUUUACACCAGGUGGUGUGGAGUUUCUGGGCCGCAGAGAAAUCAACUGCAUCAGGAAAACCUCUUGAUUGGAUGUUUUCUGAUGUCCAGGUACUGAUUGUCGAUGAGGGGAGUUUGGUUUCCGUGCGUAUCCUAAGUACUGUUUUAAAGUUGCUUAUGGAGCGUGCCAAUCUCAAAAAACUUAUAAUCCUUGGUGAUGUUAAGCAGCUACCAAGUAUUGAGCCGGGCAACAUGUUGACUGAUGUAUAUUCCGGUUUGCUCCAAAUUAAAUGGAGCAUUGAAUUACCAAACAAUCAUCGUGCAGAGAGCCAGCUGAUCAUAGAUAAUGCUGCUGGGAUUGCUGAGAUGGGAUUGAAGUCUACAUAUAACGAGUUGCAAUAUGACGCAGUGAUGCACAUAUCAAAGUCUGCAGAUGUCACCAUUCCAACAUCUGAUAAAAAAUUCAUUCUUGUUUCUCUGCCCCCCAAAUAUAACCCCACUGAUCUUCAAGAAGCUAUUGAAUGUUUAUUAAACUCAAAAGCCCCAGGACUGGAUGAUGAUGUGACCUCUCAUUUUGUUGCAUUUAGACGGGCAGACUGUGACUUAAUUAAUGAACUCUGCUGCAAGCGAUAUGCAGGCCAUCCGACUAGAAAUCAUAAAAACAAGAUUGAUUUCCAGGUGGGGGACAAAGUAUGCUGUUCAAAGAACGGAUAUGUCAGAGACUUUACACAACAGUCAGAGGCACAGACAAAGUCAGAACUGAAAGAAGAGAAACUCGUUCGUCUGUGUAAUGGAGAAAUCUUUUUUAUUGCCCAGUAUAAAACUGAACAAGCCAAGAACCGAAGCUCAGAUUACUUGCUGCUGGAUGAUAAGGACAAUCGACAAAUAUUUGUGAACUAUAAAAAUGUAAUGAGAGAGUGCAGAUUGCAACAUGCAUGGGCCAAAACAAUCCAUACCUUUCAGGGCUCUGAAGUUGCCACAGUUGUGUAUGUUGUAGGUUCAGCAGGAAGACAGAACUGGCAACAUAUCUAUACUGCAGUCACACGAGGGCGCCAGCGUGUCUAUGUUGUUACUGCUGAGGAUGACUUUAUUAAAGCAGUGACAGCCAAAAGCCCUCCCAGAAACACCCGGCUGCGUGAAUUGCUGCGAGAGGAACUACGAGAAAUGAAACCCACUUCUGAUACUGAAGGAUUAUGGACCCAGCAGAAACCAAGUUGUGUUCCUUUGGGAAUGACCUCCACACUUGGAGUAGCGACCUCGGUGCAGUUCACUUCGCCUAAGUCUACUGUCCAGGUAAUGGAUGACUCUGACUCUGACUCAGACUCAGUGUUGAGCAAAGCCAAUGAAAUAAGAAAGGACAACAGCAAAAUAGAUCCUCAGGAAGGAGACUCCUUGGCGGAGGAUUUGGCAUUUGCACAAAAUUAUAGCUGGUCUCCUCAAAGUCUGGAGUUUCAGAACAGGCACUGUGAGAUGCUGAAAAGUACAACAGCAGUGCACAGCAGCUCUCUUGAAGCUAGCAAUGAAACCAUAAGGGAUUCUCCCAUGGCAAUGACUGGUGAGGAAAUCGCAAGUCCUAAUAAAGUUUCAACACCUUGGUCUUGCAGCAGUAAGAGAAUUGGUAAUACUUUGGAAGACGAGAAAUCACCUCAAAAAUGUUCAAAGGUAUCCUUGACGGAUUCACCUCUUGGCUGCAAGAUGUUUCGGCAGCUGGCACUUGACUGCCCAGCCCCAAGUUACAACUUGAAAGAAGUAAAGCAGCUUUCUAAAGAAGGGAAUUGAAUGCAAAGACACCAAACACAAAAGAAAAAAUGGAAAUAAUGUGCAAUAAGUUAAAGGUGCUUUUAUGGUGAAGAUUUUAUGCUGUUGAGAAUGUUGAAGGUUCCAACAACAGUGUUUUUUAGGACAACAGUUUGCACUGAUCUGUAAAACUGAGACUCAGACCACAGCUUUAAGCAUAUUUUGUCAAUUACUGCAAACUGAAACCAAUAACUACUAAGGUUUAAAAAACAGAACAUUCAUUAUUUUAUUUUCGUAGAUCAUUUUUAAGUGUUUUAAUUUUGACAUCCAUCUUGGAACACCUCCAAGUUGUAAUGUAUCCUGUAGUGUAUUUGCAUUUUGGGUUAUGGAUACAGUCUUAAAACUAAACUACUGCAGUCAUGAUGUAUGCUUUUACGUGGUUUUAUUUCAUCUCGCAUAUCCCUUACAAAUUAGCAGUGAAGAUUCCCAAAACCUUAAGAGGACGAUAAAUAUCAUGCUACCAAAGUAGGAAAUUUUGUACAAAAAUACUUUACAGUUUAUAAUACUUGUUUGUUACAAAUAAAAAUACAUUGUCCAAGGGACAUUGGGAGGGAUUUGAUUCAAUUUUGCCGAGAGUCAAGCUGUCUAGUUGUUGGCAGUGUUUGUUUUAAAUACGAAUCACAUUGUUCGGCUGGAAAACUUAACGUAAUGACUCUAUUCUUCAGGUGGUUCAAAGUUUAAAUGGAUCAAAGCAGGGUACAGAUGCUUCCUUAACCUACACUUGGACAUCUAAAAACAAUUUGACUUUUUACCAUUCGUUGGAAAACCUGGAGUAGCAGCCUAAUUUCUUCUCAUUGCUUGCUUGUUUUCAUGGCCAGAUUUCACCAGAUGGUGGAAGCUAACAUCAUCUAACCUGGUUUGUUCGAUUCACUGAAGUGAGACACAACCACCUACAAUACUAACAUUUUAACCAGCCUUGAAAUUCAUGUACAUCAAAGAGUUCAUACUUCAGUGUUACCGAUUUACAAAUACAAAUGUGUUAAUCAACCAUUUACCAGCCCACUGCUGGAUCUUAACAUGUAGAAGACACAAAUGAACAGAUUUAAGAUUACCUAUUUGGAUUAAUGAAUUAAUAAUAAGACUUGGUAAUCUGAAAUGGCAGGUAUAUAGCAAGAGUUACGGUCCUGGUGGCAAUAUUAGAAUCCCCAUGGUAGAAGAUGAGGCCACAAAUUCCUGACGAAGAGAAGGUCACCUGUGGUUAUUUGUUUUCUUUUUAAAAACAGGAAUAGUGUUUUUUUUCAAGCUUAUUGUUCUUAUGUUUUUUGCGGUUUGUAGAAGGAAAUCUCAAUGUUCAAUCUGAGCAUUGUGAUUUUAAGUAUUACUGGAAAUUGGAGCUAACAAUCACGUAAGGUUCGCACUGCUUCCAAGUGAGAAUUCUGUUAAAAGAUAACAGCCCCCAAGAACAAAGCCUUUGGGUCAGAAACCAAUUGAGCAAAGACUAACUAAACUGUUGUCUGUGCAGUUUAGACAGUUUCUUUUAAACAUAUACAUUUAACUAGGGAUAAGACUGUGUGCUGCAUCUCUAGCUUUGGGAUAUAAGCAAGAUUUUCAAUUUAAUUAAAAAGGCUCAUUUUACAUUUUAUGCAGCAUGUAUAUUUUCUUUUGACCAGUAACCAGCUGGCAACAUCAAUAAAAAGGUUAAUUUUAUUUUCAGAAUUUAGACAGUAAUCACCAGGGAAAAAAAAUAAACUACUCUUGGCAUAAUAGUGCACAGGUUUUGUUUCAUGGCUGUGCCCUGCAUAGACUGGCUUAGUUAUGUUUCACAGUUUUGUCAAACCUGUUAACUAGCUUUUUUUGUUAUUUGCGAUGUUGAAGGGAGGGGGUCUUAUCAAAAAAAUAAGUUUCUGCUGAUUUAUGAAAUCUGUGCUUGGAACCUGUGAGAGACAUGAAUGACAGACUGAAAAGGCAGGUGUUCCACAAAUGAACAUUUUUUAAAAAAGUGAGUUAGCACCAUUAAAAGUACAGAAGAUACUUCAGCCUUUUGGACUGAAUGCAUUGUACUACAAUGUAUUUGUAUUCUCCUGUAUAUCCAUACUAGUGAGUCUUCCUUUCUGUUGCCUGAAAACAUGACUUUCAUCUUGCUCGCUCCAUUCUCCUGCUUGGGACAUCUGAUCUAGAGAGAGUACCUCCUGACAGGCCAGCGGGUUUCUGCUGAUGACUAGCUCAAGUUUAUUACCAGAAUCUGCUAUGAGAGGCACCACCAGACAGCAGUCAAAAUCUCUUGUACGGAUAUGAUUUACCUGUUGGAAGGAAAUAAAAUCAAUAUUCAAGAAA